AUGUCAGACGCAGCUCGAUGGAAGGCCACAGUCUAUGUUGGUGGUCUCUCUCAGAUGGCAACUCAGAGUCACGUUCUGGACGCUUUUAUCCCAUUUGGCGAGAUUGUCGAGGUCAAGGUGCCUAAACCUGACACACCAAACUCUACAGAAGCCCACAGAGGCUUCGCAUACGUCGAGUACGAGGAUGCCGCAGAUGCAAAGGAAGCUAUAGACAACAUGGACCAGUCGGAGUUUUUCGGAAAGGUUCUCAAAGUUUCACAGGCUAAGGCACCCAAGAGUGCAGAGGAUGGACUGGGCAGCAAAACAGCUAUCUGGGAAAAGGAAGGCUGGCUGGCUGAACAUGCAGCAGAUGAUGAGGGAGCAGUGCCAGAUGCUGGACCCGACCCUAUGCAAGGGUUGGAACAGCUCGAUGUUGCAGGACCAAAGCCCGAGUAG
Messenger RNA from Fusarium coffeatum, 435 nucleotides. RefSeq lists its product as uncharacterized. Lineage: Eukaryota; Fungi; Ascomycota; Sordariomycetes; Hypocreales; Nectriaceae. The record is from RefSeq and is a predicted model, not a curated record. The coding region runs from base 1 to 435 and encodes 144 amino acids. The transcript is spliced from 2 exons. Gene Ontology annotation, molecular function: RNA binding.